Molecule: messenger RNA, 990 nt
Organism: Rosa chinensis
Lineage: Eukaryota; Viridiplantae; Streptophyta; Magnoliopsida; Rosales; Rosaceae
Product: serine/threonine-protein phosphatase 2A 65 kDa regulatory subunit A beta isoform
Exons: 7
Coding region: 16-990 (324 amino acids)
Biological process (GO): proton transmembrane transport; protein dephosphorylation
Cellular component (GO): cytoplasm; membrane; protein phosphatase type 2A complex
Molecular function (GO): protein phosphatase regulator activity; diphosphate hydrolysis-driven proton transmembrane transporter activity; protein binding
Source: RefSeq, a predicted model, not a curated record
GUUGACUUCUAAUUGAUGGUUGUUGUGAUGUUGACAUUCUUUAGGUCAGACCUGGUGCCUGCCUAUGUUCGACUUCUUCGCGAUAAUGAGGCUGAGGUGCGGAUUGCUGCUGCAGGAAAAGUAACCAAGUUUUGCCGAAUUUUGGACCCAGAACUUGCCGUUCAGCAAAUCCUACCAUUUGUUAAGGAAUUGUCAACAGAUUCAUCCCAGCACGUUCGCUCUGCAUUGGCUUCAGUGAUAAUGGGAAUGGCACCAGUUUUAGGAAAGGAUGCAACCAUAGAGCAACUGCUGCCUAUUUUCCUUUCUCUUCUCAAAGAUGAGUUUCCAGAUGUCCGGCUGAACAUUAUUAGCAAGCUUGAUCAAGUUGAGCAGUUCUUGGUAAUUUACCUGGUGCAGGGAAUUGGAAUUGAUCUGCUGUCCCAGUCUCUACUGCCAGCAAUUGUGGAACUGGCAGAGGAUAGACAUUGGAGGGUUCGGCUUGCGAUAAUAGAAUAUAUCCCUUUAUUGGCAAGUCAGUUGGGUGUAGGGUUUUUCGAUGAUAAGAUUGGUUCUCUUUGCAUGCAGUGGUUAAAUGAUAAGGUUUACUCAAUACGUGAUGCAGCUGCUAAUAAUGUGAAGCGCCUUGCAGAAGAAUUUGUUCCUGAUUGGGCCAUGCAGCAUAUAGUCCCACAGGUUUUGGAAAUGAUUAACAACCCUCACUAUUUGUAUCGGAUGACCAUUCUACAUGCAAUUUCCCUACUUGCCCCUGUUAUGGGAUCAGAAAUUACUUGUUCCAAACUUCUACCGGUGGUUAUCACUGCAUCAAAAGAUAGGUAUUGCGUUCCGGAUAUUUGGAUACUAUCCGGAGGCAAAGGAAGUGAUUGUCAUAAGGCUGCAAUUACAGGAGACAUAGUGGGAGACCCAUUCAAAGACACAGCUAGACCUUCACUUCAUGUCCUUAUUAAAAUGCUUGCUACAAAAAUGUUGGUCAUGGCUCCUGUCUUUCUUUGA